AUGUCACCCUUAAUUAAUUUUUUUAUUAUAUUUUUUAUAGGUAUAAUUAAUUGUGAACAACAAUCAGGCAAUCCACGUUUAGAAAUUUUACCAAGACAAGAUAUCCAAAGAAAACCAGUAGGUAAAUCAUUAAUGUUAACAUGUAGAGCAACAGAAGCAGAUUUAAAUUUGGUAACAGAUUUACAAUGGCGUGAUCCACUUAAUAAUACAGUAUUGGCAAAAUCGGACAAAUACAUACCACUAUAUGAUACCACGGGUCGCAUCAGAAAGAAUCUGACGUCGUGUUUGCCUUAUGCAGAACAAAAUGAUGCUUCAAUUGUUGGAUUGUCACCACCAAUGUAUACAGAAUUAUUACCAGGAGAUAAUUUAGCUCUUAUCAUUCCGUUCCUUCAAGAUUCAAUGGCUGGACGUUAUUAUUGUUCAGCAUCAUACGCAAAUAGUAAUUUAUUACAAACAAGUGUACAAGUUGAAACUUUCGUCGCUAUAACAUGGAUAGAUGCUCCAGAGAAACAAUAUCCAGUACUUGGUAAUGAUCAUAAAGUUAGAUGUAAAGUAGAAGCUAAUCCAUCGCCAACAGUCGACUGGUUACGAAAUGAAGAUCCUAUAAGAACUGGAGCCAAAUAUGUUAUAGAACCUGAUGGUCUUUUAAUUAAAAAUGUUCAAGAAUCUGAUGAUGGAUUUUAUACGUGUCGUGCACUUGUAAUGCAAACCGGUGAUCUAGAUGAACGUCAUAUUCGUGUUGAAGUUUACAUAAAGCCGGUAAUACAUGACCUUAGACCAGAAUUUAAAGCAAUUGAAGGUCAAUCAUUUUCGGCCUCAUGUAAUGCAACAGGAAAACCUGUACCAGAAAUAUCAUGGAUAAAAGAACAAUCACAACAAAAUGUUGCAACAGCUGAUCGUUUUCAAGUUGAUUCACAAACUGGUCGUUUAACGAUAACAAAUGUUGAGAAAAAAGAUCAUGGCGUUUAUACAUGUAUGGCAAGAAAUGCAGCUGGUCUUGCAGAACAAGCAACUAAAAUUAGUGUACAAAUAAAACCAGAAAUAUUUGAAUUAUAUAAUAGAACUGGUGUACAGGGUAAAGAAAUUGCAAUAACAUGUAGAUCAAAAGGACGACCAGCACCAGAAAUAACAUUUAAAAGAUGGGGUAGUGAUGAAGAAUUUGUAAUUGGACCGCAACCAGAUGAUGAUAGAAUUAUUUUAGAACAACAUUUUGAUCAAGAUGCCGGUGAAUCAUCUGGUACAUUAAGAAUUACAAGCUCAUUAAGAACUGAUGAUGGCUUAUAUCAAUGUAUUGCUAAAAAUCAAGCAGAAACAGCAUAUAAAACUGGUCAUAUAACUGUUGAAUAUCCACCAAAUUUCGAUCAUAUGAAAGAUUAUCCACCAGUAUUUAGCUGGGAAGAACGACCAGCAAAUUUAAGUUGUUUAGCUAUGGGUAUACCAAAUGCAACAAUUGAAUGGAGAUGGAAUGGUCGUAUAGUUAAAGAUUUAGUAGAUAAAAAUUUAGAAAUAAUUGGUACUGGACCACAAAGUAGUUUAAUUGUUAAACCAGUAGCUCGUCAUUAUUAUUCUGCUUAUAAAUGUAUAGCAACAAAUACGCAUGGUGUUAAAGAAAUUGAUAUAUUAUUAAAAGAAGCUAGAUUACCGGACUACGUUCCAUCUGCACGUGUAAAAGUUGUUACUGCAACAACAAUGACAUUUGAAAUAAUAUCACCACCAACUGAAAAAGGUCUACCAAUAUUAUCAUUUAAAGUACAAUAUAAAGAAGAAAAUGGUUUAAAUGAUUGGAAUAAUGCACCAUCACGUAUAUGGUCAGCUGAUAGUCCAUAUAUUGUUGAAGGUUUAAGGCCACAAACAUCAUAUAUAUUUAGAUUUGCAGCAACAAAUAUGGUUGGUACAGGUGGUUGGGGUGCAACAGUAACACAAUCUACACCAAAACGUUCAGCACCAGAAGAACCAAAAGUAUUACAUUCACCAGUUAAUGAUGAUGAAGCUGAACCAAUUGUUGUAUCACCUUAUUCAGAUCAUUUUGAAUUAAGAUGGAAUGUACCUGCUGAUAAUGGUGAACCUAUUGAUUUUUAUCAAGUAAAAUUCUGUCCGGGUCAAAAAAUUAGUGGUACAUGGAAUGAAAAUGAACAAGAUUGUAGAUCACGUGAUGUCAUUGAAACAACAACAUUUGAAAUGUCACAAUUAAGCGGGAACACAUAUUAUCGUAUUGAAUUGAGAGCACAUAAUGCAAUUGGUUUUUCAACACCAGCAAGCCUAUAUAUGAAAACAGCACGAGGUUCAGAUACAGUAAUAAUUCGAGAAGAACAAGUUUUAUCAUCAGCAGCAAUUGUUGGUAUAUCAAUUGCUGGUAUAAUUAUUUUAUUAAUAAUUAUUGAUUUCUUCUGUUGUCUAUUAUUGCGUACCGGUGUUUUAGCAUCAAUAUGUAGAAAAAAGAAACGUUCACCAUCGGAAUUAGAUGAUGAAGCGAAAUUAGGAAGUCUUUACGGCUGGCGUUUUCCACUACCUUAUUGCAGUGGGCAAAUGGUUAAGGAGCCACCACCAUCACCAUUACCAUUACCGCCACCAGUUAAAUUGGGUGGAUCACCAAUGGCAUCACCAUUAGAUGAAAAACAACCAUUAAAUACACCAACUGGUAGUAUUAAAAAAAAUUCAUCAGUUGAAUUCGAUGGUAGAUUUGUACAUUCAAGAAGUGGUGAUAUUAUUGGUAAAAAUUCUGCAGUGUGAGUUCCAGAUGCAUUUGUUUUUUACUGGCAUCGUUUCUAAAAUAUUAUAUAAAUAUAUACCUAUAUAUAUAUAUAUGUGUGUAUAAAUAAAUAUAUAUAUGUAUAUAAAUAAAAAAAAAUUAUAAAAAAAAAUUAAAAAAAAAAACAUUAUUUUACUGUAAUAAGGGAAAAAAAAAAGUAAGAAUUGUA
This is a messenger RNA of Condylostylus longicornis, 2918 nucleotides long. It is a transcript of the gene Fas2, whose product is annotated as fasciclin-2. The coding region runs from base 1 to 2730 and encodes 909 amino acids. The transcript is spliced from 11 exons. The record is from RefSeq and is a predicted model, not a curated record. NCBI's taxonomy places the organism in Eukaryota, Metazoa, Arthropoda, Insecta, Diptera, Dolichopodidae. Gene Ontology annotation, biological process: cell adhesion. Gene Ontology annotation, cellular component: membrane; neuron projection. Gene Ontology annotation, molecular function: protein binding.